AUGGUUAAUUUAUCUUCUUUUGCAAUAUGUCUUUGUACGAUCUCUGCAGGGGUCUUCGCUGUCACACCAGAACUAUAUCAGCGCGCUGCAAGUGAUCUCAACAAGCGUCAAUCUAUCACGACCAGUUCAACAGGAACCAAUGGUGGAUACUAUUAUUCAUUUUGGACGAACGGGGGAGGUGAAGUUACAUACACGAAUGGUGACGACGGCGAGUACAGCAUUACAUGGGUUAACUGUGGCGAUUUCACAGCUGGAAAGGGCUGGAACCCUGGAAGUGCACGUACCGUUACAUACUCCGGUGACUUCAAUCCCUCUGGCAACGGCUACCUCUCUGUCUACGGCUGGACCACCGAUCCGCUCGUGGAAUAUUACAUUCUCGAAUCCUAUGGCGAUUACAACCCGUCCUCUGGCUUAACUCUCUUGGGCCAAGUGACAAGUGAUGGCGGCACAUAUAAUAUCUAUCAAACUGAGCGAGUCGACCAGCCUUCCAUUGAAGGGACUGCUACCUUUAACCAGUAUUGGUCCGUUCGUACCGAGAAGCGAGUGGGUGGAAAUGUCACCACUGCAAAUCAUUUUGCAGCCUGGGAGGAACUUGGGCUUUCAAUGGGAACCUUCAACUAUAUGAUUGUAUCUACUGAAGGAUAUGAGAGUAGUGGCUCUAGUUCCAUUACUGUGGAAUAA
Talaromyces atroroseus is the source of this 681-nucleotide messenger RNA. Its product is annotated as Endo-1,4-beta-xylanase C. The record is from RefSeq and is a predicted model, not a curated record. The transcript has 2 exons. Gene Ontology annotation, biological process: xylan catabolic process. Lineage: Eukaryota; Fungi; Ascomycota; Eurotiomycetes; Eurotiales; Trichocomaceae. Gene Ontology annotation, molecular function: hydrolase activity, hydrolyzing O-glycosyl compounds. The coding region runs from base 1 to 681 and encodes 226 amino acids.